This is a messenger RNA of Cucumis melo (muskmelon), 1468 nucleotides long. RefSeq names its product probable carboxylesterase 9. The transcript has a single exon. The coding region runs from base 277 to 1296 and encodes 339 amino acids. The record is from RefSeq and is a predicted model, not a curated record. Gene Ontology annotation, molecular function: hydrolase activity. NCBI's taxonomy places the organism in Eukaryota, Viridiplantae, Streptophyta, Magnoliopsida, Cucurbitales, Cucurbitaceae.
AUGGAGGGAGGGAGGAAGAGAGGUAUAAUUGUGCGAUUAACACUAAACCUUUCGCACCACACAAACACAAAACAAAUCAACUCUUCACGAUUUUAUUUCGAUGGCCAAUAAUUCAUCCAACUCCCGUUUCUUUUGCUUCCAUCGAACCUAAAAUUUCACCACCUCUUCUUCUUCUUCUUCCUCUUCUUCUUCAUUCUCUAAUUUAAUAACACUUCUUUCACAUCCACCGCCGCCACUUCCUCCUCCUCCUCCCCUCUUUCUCAAUCACAAUUCACAAUGCAUCUCCCCGAAACUGCCCCCAUUUUCCCCCUCCCACUUCCCACGGCCAUGCGCCGUUCUCACACCAUGUCCAAAUUCAACCCUUACGAACAUCUCAGCGUCUCCCUCAACCCCGACGGCUCUCUCUCCCGUCUCCUCCAACUCCCCGCCGUCUCCUCCCCUAACCCCGCCGACCCCGUUUCCUUCAAAGACAUCGCUCUCAACCCCUCCUCCGCCACCUGGCUCCGCCUCUUCCGUCCCACUAACAUCCCCGCCAACGACGGCGUCGUCGCCCGUCUUCCCAUCCUUAUCUACUUUCACCACGGCGGCUGGAUCCUCCAUUCCGCCUCCGACGCCAUCACCCACCGCAACUGCGCCGACCUUGCCUCCCAGAUCCCUGCCAUCGCCAUCUCUGUCAACUACCGUCUCGCCCCCGAGAGCCGUUUGCCAGCGCAGUACGACGAUGCCGCGGACGCCCUCCGGUGGGUGAAGACCCAGAUGACGGAUCCCGACGGCGAAAAAUGGCUUAAGGAUUUUGGCGACUUCUCACGGUGUUACCUUUAUGGCGUCGGCUGCGGCGGCAAUAUUGCUUUCUUUGCUGGACUGAAGGCGGUGGCAGGGUUGAAGCUGGAGCCAAUGAAGGUGGCCGGAAUCGUGAUGAACCAGCCAAUGUUUGGUGGGGUUAAGAGGACUAAGUCGGAGCUCCGAUUUGCGACGGACCAGUUGCUGCCGUUGCCGGUGCUGGAUUUGAUGUGGGAACUGGCGCUGCCGAAGGGGAUGGAUCAAGACCAUCGGUACUGUAAUCCGAUGGUGGGAGGUCCACAUAAGGAGUUGAUCGGACAGCUGGGAAGGUGCCUGGUGGUGGGGUUCGGUGGAGAUCCGAUGGUGGACAGACAGCAGGAAUUUGUGAAAAUGUUGACUGGUUGUGGGGCCCAGGUGCUUGCGUGGUUUGAUGACAUGGGAUUUCACAACGUUGACCUUGUUGACCAUCGACGGGCUGCUGCGGUCAUGAGUCUUGUCAAGGAAUUCAUCAUUUGAUUUUAUUUUAUUUUAGCCCCACCAAAGCAUAAGAUAAAUAUUAACUUAACCCUUUUUCAAUUACUCUCUUUUUUUUUUUUUUUUUUCUUUUUUAAGAAAACUUAAAUCUUUUGAAAUUACAACCAAAAAUGUAUUUAAUCCACAGAGUGGUAAUUGUAAAUUAAAGGUUUUU